CUCCGUUUGAUUGGCGCAUCUGCAAUCCAUGAAGUAAGGAAUUGUACCAGCCUUGCAGCAAUUGCGUGGCAGGCCUCAAACUGUGUUUAUGUGAGGGGGUGUUGUUGCAGUUCCGUUUCGAUAUUUACUCGUGGUAUAUAAGGUGCUGGGAAGGACGUCCUCCUCAUCCUGGUUUCCCCGCCUAUUUGCCUUCGAAUCCAAGAGGGAAAUUAUCGGGUUUUAUGUACACACUCCAUAUACAUGCAUAUAUUGUUUAAGCCUGUUUACCCCGCUGAUUCGGAGUGGGUUUCCCUGCUGCCUUGCUGGAGAGCACUGGGGUGUUUGUCAAUGAAAAUAAUUACUAAAGCGUGAUUUUUCACAAUGAAUCCGCCGGAUCCCAAAGCAAGAACGGGACCGGGACGCCAUGAAGGGCAGGAAAGGACAAUGCAGUCCUCAUCCCCAUCAUCGCUUCCACCAUCGAUCUCCACUCAAACAAAACCCCACGCUCACUCCCGGAGAUCCUUCAGGAAGGGCAAAAAUAUACCAAAUCGUGAAAAUAUAAACUUACUAGCAUCAAAUAAUAGCCCUGGAGCGGCUCAGCACCCUCCUAACCUUCUCUCCCCAACAGAAAGAACCAAUGACCGAAAUUGGAACAAACCCAGCAACGAAUCAAACCUCAUGGAUCAAGAGCUAGAGCAACCCAAAGGAGAACAACUGAAUACACAUUUCCCGCCAUCGAUACCCAUUUCAGCACAGACACAUCCUGCGUCGGUUCGUCUAGCGAUACGGCUAAAUCAAGAGCAGCACAAUCGAAGUGAGCAGCCACCUCAUCAACCAUUAUCAACCUCUGGAAGGUUGCGCCACACGACACCCACGCGUGGCGGUUCAUCCCUGAUCAUGAGGCAGAUCGUUGCCGUGGAACAAAUGCAAGAGGGGGCUCGUAGUAUCCUCGAAGCAACUCCUGAAUAUAUGUUCCAACUGAAUUCGCUCGUUGCCAAUCUAGAUAGCCUUCGGCAGGCUGGGAGGCAGCGGAAGGAGAAGCGCAAGAAUUCCAUGGAUCGCCCAAGUAAAUCAGACCUUGAUGCAAACAAAGAAAAGACCUUAUCACAGAAGGAGAAAGUUGACGGCAAAUGCAAGAAUGAUGAUGAUACUAAGCAAACACCGAAAACGAAAGUGUUUCGCUGCAAGUUCCAUCCAGGUACACCGACGUGGAAUAGGAAUAAAAAGAUAUGGUCAUGCUGUGGUCAGCCAAUCGCUUCAGAUCCUUGCGGCGGUGCUGAGCAGCAUCACGUUCGCUUCUAUCGCGCAGGAGAUAUGACGAGACUCUGGCAGUUUCACCCGACUCCACGGCAACCAAUUAUGCACACUCCUGAUAUCCGUGCGGCGGUUGCCAUUGACUGUGAAAUGGGCCAGGCAGCGUCUGGAGAUUCCGAGCUCAUCCGGAUUACGCUAAUAGAUUACUUCUCGUCGGCCGUGCUCAUUGAUAGCCUCGUGUAUCCGAGCGUGAAAAUGGAGCACUACAGGACGCGAUUCUCUGGUGUCAGUAGGCGAGACAUGGAAGCUGCAAAAAGGGCUGGGAGUUGUAUUAUGGGAAGAGACAAUGCUCGAUUCGCCGUGUGGAGAUACGUUGGACCUGAGACUGUUGUUGUUGGGCAUUCGGCCCAUAAUGACUUAGAGUCGUUGAGGUGGAUCCAUACUGCUGUCGUGGACACGUAUAUUAUCGAAGACCUACUGGAAAAGAAAAAGAAUUGCGAAUCUAAGAAAGAUGCUGAUAAGACUAAAGACGGGAAAGUACCUGUUGAGGCAGAUGAGCUGUUACUCCUGGCUGGAGAAUCUGCGGGAAAUGAACAUGAACAUGAACAUGAACACGAAUUACAUGAGGGCGAAGAGUCGGAAGAGGUGAAAGGUAGUACAGUACAAAAGGAGUCAUCGAAUCCCAAGGCGAAACCCGACGACGCCCCUGGAAAGGCUGAACAGGAACCGCGGAAGAAGAGAAAUAAAGGGAGUGGCAGCUUGUCGCUCAAGACACUAGCUAGAGUGAGACUGGGGCGGGAUAUCCAAAAUGCAGACAAGAAAGGCCACGAUAGCCUAGAGGAUGCGCUUGCGGCGAGAGACCUGGCUCAUUGGCAUAUUGCUAAUGGAGAGAGGGCUGAACUGGAUAAAGGGAAGGAAGGUCAGCUUAGUUUUCGUAAGUAGGUUAAGUGUAACUUAGUUAUGAAUGGUAUGGCGUUGGCAAUCUUUC
Histoplasma capsulatum G186AR is the source of this 2221-nucleotide messenger RNA. RefSeq names its product 3'-5' exonuclease. The coding region runs from base 361 to 2175 and encodes 604 amino acids. Lineage: Eukaryota; Fungi; Ascomycota; Eurotiomycetes; Onygenales; Ajellomycetaceae. Gene Ontology annotation, molecular function: exonuclease activity; nucleic acid binding. Gene Ontology annotation, cellular component: nucleus. The transcript is spliced from 4 exons. Gene Ontology annotation, biological process: ribosomal large subunit assembly; rRNA processing. The record is from RefSeq and is a predicted model, not a curated record.